AUGAUUGCCCUCGAUGCGAGGGAUGCUGCAAAUGGUUCGUCUUCAUUGGGAUUCACAAUCGCAACGGCAGUCGGCAUGACCCAAUACUUCUACGCAGUCCACCUUACGCUCAGAGACAAGAAAAGCCCUUUCCCACUCUGGAUGCAUCUUUUCUAUCUAGCGCACGAUAGCUCUUUUGCGUACCAUUUCGCGUGCGAGGCACGCAAGUACAACUACCACUCUUACGUCAUGUCCAAGGUCAUAGGUCUCAUAGUCUGGACAUUGCUAGAGGUCUACUGUAUCCACCGUACGUUGACGGUGGAGCAUGAGGGACUAUUCAGCCCGAGGCACAAUCCAAGACAGCUUCGUCGAGCUCUUGUACUAAACACCUUCCUUCUCUUGGUAUUUUACACCAUUGUCAACGUACCCAUCUACUUGAUCGGUCCCGAGGCCUGGUUGUACUGGACCAUGCUUACCAACGUCGUCAUGGCCAUCGGGCCAGGCCCCUAUUGGCUGCAGAGAGGCUGCCGUACCGGAACCAGUUGCGUACUUGCUGGAGUCAACGUCAUUGGUACCUUGUGUACAUUCUGGCCGUAUUCAAGGUGGGUACAUGACCUACCCUCCGUCUUCGAUAGCCCUAUCUUCUAUUGGGCAGGUGUUCCGGUUACUCUGGCUGCAGGUUACAAUUUCUAUGUUUUAACCACGCUGCCUGCAACAAUUGAGAGGGCAGUCAAAAAAGAAUGA
Messenger RNA from Bipolaris victoriae FI3, 723 nucleotides. RefSeq lists its product as hypothetical. NCBI's taxonomy places the organism in Eukaryota, Fungi, Ascomycota, Dothideomycetes, Pleosporales, Pleosporaceae. The record is from RefSeq and is a predicted model, not a curated record. The coding region runs from base 1 to 723 and encodes 240 amino acids. The transcript has a single exon.